AGGGCCGCCGCUCUGCAUAUGCAGACAACGCAGCCAGCGUUAGGCCUCAACCAUUUUGCAGUUGCAGGGAGCCAAAUUGACUGAGAAUGAAAUGUGUUGAAAUUAUGACAUUAUUAAAUUUAAAACCCAAUGUGAAUUAUUUAUGAUACGCUCAUCUUUUUUGUCUUUAAACAUUGCAUGGGGCACCUACUCUACUACUUAAAAGCGGCACGUUAUUAUUUUUGUGCAUAAUAUAAUGCCCCCACCCCUAUUGCCUGAAAUGGCACGGCUCGGUUUGCUCUGUUGGUUGUUGCCAGAUGUGACAUUUUCCAGUCAAAUAAAUAAUCAAAAAAUGCAUGGAGGCGCUAAAUCUUGCGCAUGUUUAACCAUUUUUAAAGUGUAUGUGGCCAUUCUAUACAAAAACUUGUCCAGUGCAAUAUUUGUGUAAGUUAAAAACUUAAAAUAAAAUAAACAAAUAGGAUGAAAAAUCGUAACUUAUCUGGCAACCUUAGUCCUAACUAAAGUAGCAACGCUACUUGAGUUUGGCAGGAGACAAGUUCACCGCGCGAAGUUGCUACUAAAUGGUAAUUCAACUAUGAAGCGACGGUUUGAGUCUGGAGCUGAGAAGAAGAAAAAGAAGCAGAAAGAUGAGGCCCAUGGGGGGGCCUCCCUGACCAGUUAUGCUUAGGGCCUCCAAAACCUUAGCAGCGGCCCUGGUGCCAUAUAAACGUUAAUUAACUUUAAAAAAAUUACACCAAAUGCAACGUUAAUUCAACCAUAACAUCAACGUUGAUUCAACGUUAAAUGCCAGCGGUGUGCUUUUCUACUACCAGGAGGCGGUUUGCCGGAAUGCAGGUGGAUUAAAAAAAAAACGCUGUUUUUUACCCAUUGGCUAAUGACGUAACGGUACGUCAGAAGAGGCUGAAAAAAACGAGCAGCACCCCUAAAUGUGAAAAGCGAUAGAGAAGCGCAUCUGUCGGAAAUAACGCGCUCUGAUCACAGAAUCACCAGUUUUGAUCAGAUUAAACUGAAUCUAAAAACGGGAAGUUUUUCCUCUGAUACCUGAUCUAAAACCUCCAGCGAGCAGCUGAUGAAAAAGUGAUGCUGGAAGAGCCCAAAGCCUCUCAGAAGACCAGAAAAGAAAGUAAGAGAAGAGAGAUGGGGUGGAGUCCAGCAACCAGUGAUAAAGAGCAGGACCAAAAGGAUGCGGACCCCACAGACCAGUUACACAGGUACAAGCACAGCCUUAUCUCCACUCUGACCACGGUGAUGACCUUCCCCAUCUACAAGACGGUGUUCCGCCAGCAGCUGCACAGCUCUGGUGUCCGUGAGACGGUGGCCCAGCUGAACAAGGAAGGGCCUUUGAAGUUGUACCGAGGUGUAGCACCACCUUUGUUGAUGAGGACCCUCAAUGGGACCCUCCUUUUUGGCCUUCAAGGCACCCUCUUGCAACAGCUGUCCAGAGCCAACUCCAUCUUACCUGAAAUGGUCCUUCCUGCCCUGGCCGGGCUCGGGGCGGGUGCGGUUGAGGCCCUGAUUUUCACCCCUUUCGAGCGUGUGCAGAAUAUACUGCAAAACAGCGGCAAUGACCGCAGUCUACCCACCAUUAGGAGCAUCCUGGUCCGGCUAAGGUCUGAAAACUUAGCUCAUGGCUUUUACCGAGCCUUCUUGCCUAUACUCGCCCGCAACGCCUUAGGGAGCAGCCUUUACUUUGGCCUAAAAGAUCCCGUGUCCAGUGCCUUAAGGGAGCAGGGUCUUUCCCCCGUGGCCUCCUCCUUCUUCUCAGGUGUGAUUGUCUCUAUGGUGAUCAGCCUACCACCAUACCCUAUGUCUGUGCUGGUGGCCAACAUGCAAGCCAAAGUUGGUGAAGAGAAGCUGGGGCUGAGGGCCAGCGCGCAGAAGCUGUGGAGAGCCAGGCAGUGCAGCCUGAUCCUGCUCUACCGUGGAGGUUCACUGGUCAUUCUCCGCUCCAUUUCCUGGGGCAUCACCACUGCCAUAUAUGACCAUCUGGAAAACCGCAUCAACUAAGCGGGAUAUUGCUCAGGCAGUAAUAUUUUCUGGGUUCAGGGAUAAGUCUGUGUUAUUGUGUACCAAACCCUUUUUUUCCACAUGAACUUUGACCAUAUAUAUUUCUUAAAACUUGACUAAGGGUGUCCAAAGCUUUGCAUGUAAUUGUAUUUCUCCAUCAGUAGUAAGAGGGUGAAAAUGCAUCAGUGUGUCAUGAUGCAUUUGAGAGUGAAGGUGAAUUGAUAUUGACCUUUUGGUGAGCUGCGGUGGUUGCCCACCGCUCUGGGCACAUGUGCUUACUGUACCUUACUGUGUGUGUGUGUGUGUGUGUGUGUGUGUGUGUGUGUGUGUGUGUGUGUGUGCGCUUACUAGUGUGUAUAUAUGUGUGUUCACUGGGUUAAAGGUGUAGGCCACAUUUCAUCUGCGGUAAAUCUUAAUUACAUUAAGCAUUGAAUAUGUUUCUCAACUACUCACGAUGUAAGAGGUUCACACCCAUGGAAUUGUGUUUUUUUCAUGUUAAGUUUUUUCAUGUUAAGGUACUAUCAUAAACCAAGUCACUGUGCAAAAACUAAAGCUUAUUUUAAGCUUAAGAUUUUUGUUUCCAUAAACCAUGAAUAUCAUUCAUUUUUUCAACAACUAAAACAAUGUUUAUCUUUACAAAUAUCAAAAAGGUUAAUAUAUAAUAAAAGGUUAAUAUAGUCUUAAGGUAAUUAGGCCCAAAUAUUUUUUUUUAUUAUUUCCCCUUUACCUCAAAUAUAUUGACAUGUGUUUUGUGUGAAAUCUGGUGCUUUUAUUGCUCUGAAGCUAAAAGGCUAAUAUAGCUAAAAAUGAGCUAAUAGAGACACAUGGCUGAAAACAAUAGUAGCAUUUACCUUGAAGUCUGCAUUGUGUCUUUAUCCUUUGCAAAUACACAUAAAUACAUUUAUUUGAGAUUAAUUAACUGGAAUGUGAAGAUAAUGUGAAGAAAAUGCAGUUUGUACAAUGCUAACUAAGCUAACUAGCUAGCUAAGCCGGUAGCUAAAAUGCUCAUUAGCUUUGUAACUUUAGUGCAAAAGUAAAAACGGGAAAAGAGGGAAAAUGUGUAAUUUAAUGCAUUUCUGUGAAUAUACGUUCAGUUUUAGGCUAAAUUAGCACUUUAAUGUUUUACAGUGUACUGGUAGCGCUUGCAGUGUCCGUCAGGCAGUGUUUUGGGCUACUAUCCUCAUAUUGCUAGGUAAGCUAACCUAACUAGCCACAUUACCUCAGACUUUACAUUACAUUAUUAUUUACAUUUACUGACAUUAAACAUUACAAACACUCAGACCUCUGUAAAAUGACCAGUUUGCAAAAACUGAAAUGUUGUUGUUUUUUUUUUUUUUAACCUUAACUUACACUGAAGAGUAAACUAUUUUUUCGAAUAAUUUUACAUUACUUUUUUAAAACCUUAUGGUAAUAGUACUGGUAUUUUGGUAGUAAUUUCUUAUCUUAUGCGUUUCUAUUU
Astyanax mexicanus (Mexican tetra) is the source of this 3466-nucleotide messenger RNA. Its product is annotated as solute carrier family 25 member 53-like. Bases 1081 to 2007 code for a protein of 308 amino acids. The transcript is spliced from 2 exons. The record is from RefSeq and is a predicted model, not a curated record. NCBI's taxonomy places the organism in Eukaryota, Metazoa, Chordata, Actinopteri, Characiformes, Acestrorhamphidae.